This is a messenger RNA of Euleptes europaea (tarantolino), 1378 nucleotides long. It is a transcript of the gene PPP3R1, whose product is annotated as protein phosphatase 3 regulatory subunit B, alpha. The coding region runs from base 32 to 544 and encodes 170 amino acids. The transcript has 6 exons. The record is from RefSeq and is a predicted model, not a curated record. Gene Ontology annotation, molecular function: calcium ion binding; calcium-dependent protein serine/threonine phosphatase regulator activity. NCBI's taxonomy places the organism in Eukaryota, Metazoa, Chordata, Lepidosauria, Squamata, Sphaerodactylidae.
AGGACUCAGCGCUCGACGCCCACCCGCCACCAUGGGAAAUGAAGCAAGCUACCCGCUGGAAAUGUGCUCGCACUUUGAUGCAGAUGAGAUUAAACGGUUGGGAAAGAGGUUUAAAAAGCUUGAUUUAGACAAUUCCGGUUCUUUGAGUGUGGAAGAGUUCAUGUCUUUGCCUGAACUUCAACAGAAUCCACUGGUACAACGAGUAAUAGACAUAUUUGAUACAGAUGGGAACGGAGAAGUGGACUUUAAAGAAUUUAUAGAAGGAGUCUCCCAAUUCAGUGUCAAAGGUGACAAGGAACAGAAGUUGAGGUUUGCUUUCCGCAUCUACGACAUGGACAAAGACGGCUAUAUUUCCAAUGGGGAGCUGUUCCAGGUUUUGAAGAUGAUGGUGGGGAACAAUCUGAAAGAUACUCAGUUGCAGCAGAUUGUAGACAAAACCAUAAUAAAUGCAGAUAAAGACGGUGACGGAAGAAUAUCCUUUGAGGAAUUCUGUGCUGUUGUAGGAGGCUUAGAUAUCCACAAAAAAAUGGUGGUCGACGUGUGACUCUUUAGGACACCACCCAACACUUUUGCUUUCUUCUCCAUCUCUGAAGAUCUGCUCAAGACGUCCAGCAACGCUCUCUGUGUAUUUAAAUGGAAGUAUUUUUUUCUCUGUGAAGCCACAUUUUCCAACAUGAGCCUCAUGAAGCCAACUUAAGUGUUAUUGAACUUUUAUUCUCUCAAUAACUCAGUGUAGCACUUUAAAGUCUGAAGGACAGGAAGGUGGAAAGAGCAUAUCAGUGUGGUGGAGAAAGGGAAGGGGGGUUGGCUUUUUAAUUUAUUUUUUUCUCAUCUUUUAUAACAAGGAAAUAUCUAUCUAUAUAUAUGUGUGUGUAUUUAUAUAUAGAUAUAUAUGUAGCUUUCUAUAUGUAGUAGCUAGGUGGGCUUUAAUUUAAUAUACUUGAUUCAGAAACAAAACUAGAGUACAAAGUGCCAAGCAGAACAUUAACCGUUCAAUAUAUGGAUAUACAUCUUUACUUUUAUGUCACACAGUUUUAUAUAUAAAUAGUAGAAGAAUGUAAAGUUUUAAAUGGUUGUUUUAGGUCAACUCUUUCCUUUCUCCUGUGACUUAUUUUCAGAUAUCUAUAUAUUGACUGGCUGAGAAAGCAUUGCUUCCUGUUAAUUUACCUUAAUUUUUUUGUAAGACAGGAAUCGUAACGUUUGUUUAUAUACCUGUUGAUAUAUUACCAGGGACUGCAACUUUGCUUGAUAGCUUUCAGUGUAAUUCUACUUUAAUAGUAUGAGAAUAUGUAAUUUAAUGUUAAUGCCAAGAACUAGUCCUUGUGUGCAAAUAGGAUUUACGGAAUGCCGACGGCCAUUUCAUCCUGUCUCUUAGUAA